GAAACUUCUGCCUUGUCUUCAGAACUACAACCAUGUCGUACCCAGGAUAUACUACUAGUAACCUGUCCCGUCGCCAAUCAAUUGGCUAUUCCUCAACUCCUGGCCCUGUCACGUUUCCAUACAGCGAAUCGCAUGCAGGGCUUUACAACGAUCCAAUGAUGCCAGGGUAUCGUGACGAGCAUUAUCCACAUCCUUCGUAUCAAAUAUAUGGUCCCCCUGCGGCAAGUAUGAGCCAGCACCACCUCCCUCUUACAUCUUAUGAUGAUAUUGGACUCCGUGAUGGAUAUUAUCCGGAAGAUCGCCACUUAAAUGGCAUAUAUCCUCCAGUCGUACAACCCAUGUCUAUUGGGCGUCGCAGCCGAAGGUCGUCAUCGAUAUCAUAUUCGAGCAGACCGAACUUCCUGGACAAUUAUCAUCGGUCGAGUACCAUAGUCAAGUUCAAGCGUAAAGGAGCGUUCCGAGGAGGCAUCACCCUCGGAGAAGCUCAGGCGAAUGUUCGUUUAUCUGGCAACGAAUCCUAUAGCUUUCAUGAAUUGGGUGUAGAUCACAGAGGUCGGAUGAUGAUGAGAGUCAGAUGGUCUGGUUAUACACCUCUGACUUACGAGAUACCCAUAGAUGGGUAUGAUGGGAGAAUUAAUUUGCAGACGCUUGCAAGAAGAGUCGCAAGGGCUGUUGUGCACUUCCUCCAGGCCAAUGCUAUUCCUAUUCACUGGGAUCGUGUUGAGCUUCAUAGUCUCGAGGAGAUAUCACAUGGCCUUUGGCAGCCAAAAUUGAUGACCACGAAUUGAAGUCCUUAUUUUGGAUUUCUUCCCAGGUCUUGCUUUGUUUAUUUGUUGAAGUUCCCACAUGCGUAUCGAUCGCCACCUUGUUGAUGAGUCUCUCUUCAACUCCCUUUUUGCAUAAUUUACCACCGGCCGCCCCCUCCCGGUUGUACUAGUAUACCCCUGUGUAUCAUAUGAUCUACUUUUUUUUAAACAUAGCACUGUACGGCGUGGAUGGACACUGGGGCAUUGAAUAGUAUAUGCUCACGAUGUACGGUAGUCUGUAUGAAUGAUAUUAUUUUGUUUCCAGGAAUCAAAUCCAGUCUAUAACU
Messenger RNA from Serpula lacrymans var. lacrymans S7.9, 1093 nucleotides. RefSeq lists its product as uncharacterized. The coding region runs from base 33 to 788 and encodes 251 amino acids. The transcript is spliced from 5 exons. NCBI's taxonomy places the organism in Eukaryota, Fungi, Basidiomycota, Agaricomycetes, Boletales, Serpulaceae. The record is from RefSeq and is a predicted model, not a curated record.